Messenger RNA from Strongyloides ratti, 420 nucleotides. RefSeq lists its product as hypothetical. The record is from RefSeq and is a predicted model, not a curated record. The coding region runs from base 1 to 420 and encodes 139 amino acids. NCBI's taxonomy places the organism in Eukaryota, Metazoa, Nematoda, Chromadorea, Rhabditida, Strongyloididae. The transcript is spliced from 4 exons.
AUGAUUUACCAGCCAUCUCAUUCUCCAGAAAGUAAUUUAAAUAAAUCAAUCUCUCCUGAGUCUUCAAUAUCAAUUCAUGUGCAAAAUAAUUCUAAAACAUUAGAUCAUAAAAAUGUUUUUAAUUCUCGAUCACCAUUUAUCUUUUCAACAUCAUUACAGAAGAAUGAUAAUAAGAAUGUAGAAGAAAAAAGUACAAAUAAUACAUCAAAGUACCUUUAUUCGAAGACGGAUUGUUUUGAUUGUAUGGAUAUUUUUGAUUUUGAACAUGAUCAACAACAAUUAGAUAUAGGUUAUAAUAACUCAGAACAGGGAUCUUCAAAUGAUUUAAAAGCACAGAGGGAUGCAGCAAUGGGAGAAUUAGAUACACUGUUAAGUCAAAUUGAUAGCGUUUUUGGAAUUAUAAAAAAAGCCAUUUGUUAA